Messenger RNA from Cuculus canorus (common cuckoo), 2614 nucleotides. RefSeq names its product nudE neurodevelopment protein 1 (gene NDE1). The transcript has 9 exons. Bases 187 to 1215 code for a protein of 342 amino acids. Gene Ontology annotation, biological process: mitotic centrosome separation; establishment of mitotic spindle orientation; chromosome segregation. Gene Ontology annotation, molecular function: microtubule binding. The record is from RefSeq and is a predicted model, not a curated record. Gene Ontology annotation, cellular component: kinetochore; centrosome; kinesin complex. NCBI's taxonomy places the organism in Eukaryota, Metazoa, Chordata, Aves, Cuculiformes, Cuculidae.
UUUAUUCCCCACCCAUGAACCCUGCCCUUUCCUGAAUGAUGUAGAGGUUUUGCAAUGCCUGUGACCAGCGCUGGUGCUGCCUGAUGCGGGACAUCCGGACAGAUGUCUUUUCUGGCUUCGUGUGUCCCAAAACAAAUAAGGGGAGAAAAAAAAUGAAACUGGAGCUCUAAACUCUGAGGGUUCAUCAUGGAAGAGUCAGAAGGACAUCACUUCAGCUCAGUGGAAGAGGAAACCAGAUACUGGAAAGAGCUGGCUAUGACAUACAAGCAGUGUGCUGAAAAUACACAGGAGGAAUUGCGUGAAUUCCAAGAAGGGAGUCGAGAGUAUGAAGCUGAAUUGGAGACUCAGCUGCAGCAAACAGAGUCCAGAAACAGAGACCUUCUGUCAGAAAACAAUCGUCUGCGAAUGGAACUGGAGUCAGUUAAGGAAAAGAUUGAAAUGCAGAAUUCAGAAGCAUACAGGCAAAUCUCUGCGCUGGAAGAUGACUUGGCACAGACAAGAGCUAUUAAAGAUCAACUUCAGAAAUACAUUCGAGAGCUUGAGCAAGCAAAUGAUGACUUGGAACGAGCAAAAAGAGCCACUAUAAUGUCUCUGGAGGAUUUUGAACAGCGUUUAAACCAGGCUAUUGAAAGAAAUGCUUUUCUGGAGAGUGAGCUGGAUGAGAAAGAGAACCUUCUGGAAUCUGUGCAGCGCCUGAAAGAUGAAGCUAGAGAUCUACGACAAGAGCUUGCGGUGCAGCAGAAACAGGAGAAACCCAAAACACCGAUGCGAACUACCCUGGAAACAGAAAGAACAGACACAGCAGUUCAGGCAUCGUUAUCUGUGCCUUCAACUCCCUCGGUGCCUCGGGCACACAACAUCAGCAUACCCACCUCUGCAACAUUUAGGAGAGGUCUUGAUGACAGUUAUGGUGCAACCCCUCUCACACCCGCUGCAAGAAUAUCGGCACUUAACAUCGUGGGAGACUUGCUGCGAAAAGUGGGGGCUUUGGAGUCCAAACUUGCAUCUUGCCGAAACUUUGUGUAUGACCAGUCUCCAAACAGAACCACGGUGUCUAUGUACAUGAACAGAGAUGUCCUUGAAACACGUUUGAGUCCUCAUCAGCCUCGGUGUGAUACAGGGUUAGUGAAACGCCUGGAGUUUGGAACACGGCCUUCAAAUAUUUCGGGACCAAUGAGCCAUCCCUCACAAAGUGUUGUCAAGAUGCUGCUAUGAAAAGCCUGGCUGGCUUUGGAAAAGGGGAAAACAUUUUUUUAACCAUUAAUUUUAAAGAGAAUAUUAAUGAACAAUCUGCCUGCAAUCGGGCUGGGUGAGAACUGAAGAAGCUGCAGUCGGCAGUGGCCUCUUGUGGCCUUGCCCAGUCUUGCCACUCGGCUGAGUUCUGUGGGUGGUAUGAUAAAGCAGUACUGCCCAGCAGUGCUGGACUGAGAAUUGCUUCCUACAUCAGUUGCUGCAAAUAGCUCCGUGGAAGUUGCUUCUUUUGAUAUUGCCAGUCAAAGCCCUCGUCCUUCUGCUGUUCAUAUACAAAGACAGUAUCCCUGUGCAGCUCCUCAGGCUUUGGCUUUUGAUGUUAAUAGAGCACCAUGGUGUUCUGGCCUUAAAUUCUGGUUGUGCUGGCUUUAUCAUGGGUGCUGUGUGCUGCAGUCAUCUGAAUUAGAGGAGUGUUUUUGUGUGGAGGAAGGUGUGUUUCUGCAGGGAAGCUCUUUGUGGGGUAGUCGCUGCUCAGACUCCUGCUACACAAAAACCUGCCUCUAGUGGCAAGAUGGCUUUGUAAGCAAUGAUUUGCCAUUAAGAACGGGUCACGGUGAAAGAUUAGGAAUGCCUAGUGCUUAAGAGUCCUCAGGAGAUCCCAGAGCUAACAGCAAGUUAGGAGUCCAACUUCAAGUUUGGACCGGCUUAGCAUAUUGACAUCUUUUUGUGCCAUGUUGUGGCCCAUAAAGCCUGUCUGUUGUAGGAAGCAAGAGACCUGAUUAAGUUGCUAACCCUAACAUCUUAAUAGGUGGGUUUUACUGCUUUCCAAACCUCCCUUUCUUUGUUAACGUGCCUUGGGUAUUAGAGACUUUUUUCUUGUUUUAUGCUUUCUAUGAGAAUAUAUGCUUUCAGCUGUUACUAAUUUAGAAAUGUUUUUUAACCUGAAAAGUCAUUUAUGCUAGACAAGUGUAUAUGACUAGAGAAUUAGUUUAGAUAGGUUUUUUUUCCCUAUGGAAUAUUACUGCAUUUUGGUUUGUUUUUUGAAAGGAGUGGGCUCACUAGCAGUAUUAGUGUACCUCAUGGAAACCUGUACUAGCAAAAAUAAUUGCUACUAAACCACUUUUAUGAUUUUUGCUGGGCAUGGGGAGAGCUUACUUUACAAAAGAAUGCCUAAAUAGGUUUGGGGUUUUAUGGAGAUUUGUUUUUUUUUUUUUUUAAGAAAACGCUGUAAGAACAGCCACUGAUGCAUCUGUUUCUCUGGAAUAGGAAAUAACCACAUAUCGUUCCCAAUAUUCAGGCCAUCUACAAAGCUGGCUUAACUGGGAAGCAGAAUAAAGCUUAUUUUGAAUGCUAGUUGUUGAUUCUUUUCUUGCAAUUUGUCCCUAUUGUUUAUGCACAGAUGUUUGCUACCAAUUUCUCAUCU